Molecule: messenger RNA, 1404 nt
Organism: Bombina bombina (fire-bellied toad)
Lineage: Eukaryota; Metazoa; Chordata; Amphibia; Anura; Bombinatoridae
Exons: 2
Coding region: 745-1395 (216 amino acids)
Source: RefSeq, a predicted model, not a curated record
UGUCUUUUAAAUCUUGGAUUACAUUAAAAUCUUUCACUUUUUAAGAGCAGGUGUCUUUGGACUGUUUUUGCGCUAUACCUUAAUUUCUUUGGAUUUCUAUAUUUCUCUGGAGUGUUUGCAGACACUCUGAUUAAGCAGCUUCAGCAGUUCAAGUCUCCCUGCAUCCACCCACUCUCCAUUGUGCCGGGGAAGAAAUCACAAGUUACAUGCUGAGGAUUCAGGAUCAAUGAACAGCAGUGUCACACAUUAAGGAACCUCCUGUCAUGAGGAUACAAACAGGCAUGCCGCCGCCACCACCACCACCAGUCACAGGCAUGCCGCCACCACCACCACCAGUCUUCAGACAACCACAUGAACAGUAUGCUCCCAGGCAUGAGCAUGGUUGGAUGACUUCAGUUGAGGACCCACCAUUGCCAUAUGACCCCUGGCAAGAUUCCUGGCCAGAGGAAUAUUCUUCUUUUGGCUUUGAGGGGGAGCCAAGACAGCCACAAAGGGUCCAUGUAUUUACCCCCCCCCCCCCAACACAAUCUCAGGGCAGUCAUGGCUUUUACCCACAGACUAUGUCACAAGAAGUGCCAACUGGACAGGCUGAGUGGUCACAUACUGGUCAUCAGUGGGACUAUCAAUCAACCCUGAGAGCUCCAUCAUCCUCAUCACUUGGCUGAGUUCCACCAUCCUCAUCACUUGGGCGAGCUCCACCAUCUGCAGAUGAAAAUAUAGCUGAAAGUACUCAAGCACCAGCAGAUGCAGCUGAACCUGCCCCACCAGAAACAUCAGAUGCAGCUGAACCUGCCCCACCAGAAACAUCAGAUGCAGCUGAACCUGCACCUCAAGCAACUAGAAGCCCUGCUGCUCAAGAGCCUAUGGAUGCAUUGUAUUCUCCCCUGGCUGAGGAAUACAUUGCACUCCAGAGGAGGCUCAAAACAAGCUCCGAGAGCAGACAAAGAGGCCAAGAGAGGUUCCACAGGAGCCAAGAGAGGUUCCACAGGAGCCAAGAGAGGUUCCACAGGAGCCAAGAGAGGUUCUUCAGGAGCCAAGAGGUUCUUCAGGAGCCAAGAGAGGCUCUUCAGGAGCCAAGAGAGGCUCUUCAGGAGCCAAGAGAGGUUACACAAACAUAGCAUAGAGCUGCAGAGGGACAUGGCAGCAUCAUUAAGUGGAAGUGUUCAAAACCAGUCACAGAUGAUGCAAAUUCUGUCUGAUAUGCACAUGCAGAUGGACAAUAGAUGGCGAGAACAAAAUCAACUCUUGGGUGUGUUGGUUGAGCACUUUACACACCAGCAGGACACUGCCUCCAGCACAUCAGCAGAAACAUCAGAAUCUUCUCAAACCAGGAGAACAAGGCAAUCCACUACAGUCACCUCAGCUCCCUCAUCUAAGAAGCCAAAAAAUAAAUAAAUAUUCUUA